CGUGCUAAUACGUACUGUUGUAAAGUGAAGGCAAGAGCCAKGGAGCCAAAACAAAACCUAGGUGACAUUUUCAACAAAACUAAAAAUCUUGCAUCCUUUGCUGUACCCCAAAUCACGUCAACGCCAAGCGCCAACUCGACAUAGUGCACAUGAUGGAAUCCCCUUUGUUGUCGGAUGCGAGCCGAGAUGUUGGGCGAAACGAACGCCAGAAUUUGAUACCCCGAACUUCCGAAUCCCCCUCUUGUUCUACUCCAAGGGAACAGCAAGAGAUUCACCAAAAAGUUCUCAAAAAGAAUGCGAGGCCUGUGCUUUUGUUUCUCCUAGCGCUACUCCUCAGUGCGAUCUAUUGUGAAAUUCCRUCUAAUCUACCYUCAACGGAAAGUCCCRGAAGCUCCGGGAAGAAAAAGCUCUCUGGGUKGGAGAUUGCUCCUUGCGAUGGAUAUCCUUGCUUCGAAGCAGCAGAAAUCCAUGUCCCAACUACGAGUUCGGGCUUUCCAUCUUUUUUAAAUUAUGCAAACAGAGGCCCUAUAUCUAUYGGUUACGACARCAGAUCUCUGAAAAUCAAUGGCGACCGUGUUUUCUUCCUGGGUGGAAGCAUGCACCCUGCGCGAGCUACGUUGAAAACAUGGAAACUUGCUCUUGACGAAGCUGUUGAAAUCGGACUUAAUUUGAUCACGAUUUACGUGAUGUGGUCGGACCACCAACCGAUCAAGAACAGAGAAAUCGAUUGGACCUUUCCAGAUUGGUCGUCUCCCGAAAACGGUGCGUGCCGCRAUUUUGUCGCCGACGGGUCGUGCAGUGAUUGGAAUCUCGCGGAAGCGAUCCGAAUGGCAGGCAACCAUGGGUUGUUUGUUCAUCUCCGGAUCGGUCCCUAUGAUUGUGCCGAGUAUAGUUAUGGUGGAUUCCCAGAGUGGUUGCUUUUGGAAAAACCCCAUAUGCAGCUUCGACGACCCAACCGAGAGUGGCUGAAAAGUAAGUUAUUGUUGAAGCUAUCAACGACAAAACUCGAAAAGGGGUAGCUUCCGAUGCUCACGGUUUUUCUUGCGUGUUCUAUUAAAAAGCUAUGGAGUCYUUUGUGUCCAAUAUCAUUGAUUAYAUAAGCGACAACAGUCUUUGGGCACACCAGGGUGGACCGAUUGUAAUAAGUCAGAUUGAGAACGAACUUGGUUCCGGCGAUGACAAUGGUGAUAAAAUCACAGGUGUCGAUAGAGAUGACAAUGGCUKGUUGUACAUUGAUGACGCCGGCAAUUUUGUAGACCCACCCACKGAACAAACUGCCGGCACGAUUCGAAAGGCGACGCUUCAAGACUAUGCCGACUGGUGCGGAGCCAUUGCCAAAAAAUAUGCACCAAAUGUUACGUGGACGAUGUGCAACGGACUUUCGGCGAACAACACCAUCCAUACUUGCAACGCAGUGAACAACGGAGCCCAAUGGCUMGAAAGCCACGGUGGCAAUGGUCGGAUCCAGGUAAGCGAAGGACUGCAAUUCCCCGCUAUUUGAUUUUCUGCUAAUUUUUCAGAGCCACUGAUUUCGUUGUUUUCUCCCAACAUCAUCGCGGCACUUCUCCUUUCAGGUGGACCAACCCCCCCUUCGUACGUAGAAAUUGUUUGGAUAAGCMACGUAGCCGGCUUUCGUUGUUUCGUUCUCACCCGCCGUCUUCCUUCUUGCUCACGUUGAUCUUUGAACGAAAGUAACCGAAUUUGAAGGUUAGUUUUUGAAAGGUGUAUGCACAUUCCUUUUUGCUCUGAAUUGUUUUGUUUURUUUGUUUUGGAAAAGUUUUUUUGCUUUCGCUAAAAGCUUUUGCACCUAUUAUUUUUGUCAUUUGGUAUGUUUUAGAGGGGUUUCAAGAUUGGGGUGAAACGC
Pseudo-nitzschia multistriata is the source of this 1865-nucleotide messenger RNA. NCBI's taxonomy places the organism in Eukaryota, Bacillariophyta, Bacillariophyceae, Bacillariales, Bacillariaceae. The record is from the annotation of a GenBank genome assembly.